GGCAUGUCUGUGGUGAGGGUAUUCAGCUAGUGAAGUGAACCAAUUCUCUGCAGUCUACACACAUCUCUGAGUUCCUAGCAGAAACUAUAAUAUGGGACAGGAACAGUCUGCUGAGAAACAGGCCGGGGAGUUAUGGGUUGCUGCUUGGAAUGGUGAUGUCAGCAAAGUGAAGUCCCUGCUGGCACGUGGAGCCAACCCUAACCACCCCGAGUACUAUCCAUUACACAACGCUUGUAGAAAUGGUCACCUGGAGAUAGUGAAGGCACUUGUUGAGGCUGGAGCAGACACUGAGAGAUGGGAUGGGGGCAUCUCUCCAGUUCAUUGUGCAGCCAUAUUUGGUCAUAAGGAGGUGUUGGUUUACUUGAUCAGGGAUUGCAAGUGCAGCGCUGAUGCCAGGGACCGGUACAACAAUACUCCACUCCACUAUGCAUGCCAUGAUGGUCACCUAGAUAUGGUGCGGUGCUUGGUGGAGGAGGCCCACUGUAACAUCAGUGAGUCUAUCAUUCUGUCUCCGUGUUAUACCAAUACAUGUGUUAACAUGAUUAUAUGUACGAAUGAGGUGACUGUUAUUUCAGAUGCACUGAACAAGUACAACACUACUCCACUCCACGAUGCAUGCUAUCGUGGUCACCUAGAAUUGGUGGAGUACUUGGUGGAGGAGGCCCACUGUGACAUCAAUGUACGGAACAACAACAACCAGACUGUACUUCAUAGAGCCUGCAUUUUCUUGCUAUUUAAAGGUAUGGCAUGGAUGCCUUCCCGUAAGCUUGCAGUGGUGAAGUACUUGGUUGAGAAGGCUAACUGUGACAUCAAUGCAACUGAUAAGCGAGGCAGGACACCCCUUGACCUAGCUAUAAAGAGUGAUUACAAGGACAUUGUUAACUACCUCAAGACUCGACAAGAAUCAUCUAGAAAACCAGGAAAAGAUGGUGUUGGGAGUCAAACAGCUGUUCCACUCACACAAGACGAGGCUGAUGCUCUGCAGAAGCUUCUCGAGGGAGCACAAGUCACCAUUGGUCAUCCCAUUGUUGCUGGCACAACCACUCUGGAGGAUGUUCAGCAGCUGCUUACUCAGAGAGGACUGGAGAUUAUGGCCGACGACCUCAGGACAAAACUCAGACUAAUUAUGACUGAGCAACAAAGAAACCUCGAGAUACUCAACAAUCUAAUGACAGAUGAAGACACUAUCGAUAUUAGCUACCCAAGGCUAUUUCUUGUUGGGCCGCCAUCUGUUGGCAAGACGACCACACUCAAUCGACUGCUGGGGGAGUUUGAGAACAUUGACUCUGCUGGAGACAAAGCCAAGCUUAGAAGCACACUGCUUGCUAACUGCAAACAAAUACUUGCCUUCGUUAAUGAAAACACAGCAAAAUGGUUGUCAUCCAAAGAUGUUGACGAAGAAACAAAGCUCUUGUUUGGCUACUUACGUGAAUCUAAGUCUGAAACCACUCCUAACAAAGAGAUAAGCAUCGCAACCUCAACCGAUUCUCCUGUAUUAAUACGCAAGCAAAGAACUCGAUCUAAAAAUACCACAAAAGUGUUUCCUAAAGAAAGCAGAUCACCACUACACCAAGCCACAGCUGCUCAGCGUACGACAAUGAGUCAUCCAAGAAGCAAACUAUUACCAAUAAAAUCAGAAUUACAACAGCUAAUAAAAAAUGCGGAUUAUUCCAAAAUGGCCGAUUUCCUUGGCGAUAUUUUACUGAACAUUCACGACAUCGGAGGUCAGCCAGGCUUCUUGGAAAUGCUACCAGCCCUGAGCACUGGUCCGGCCAUGUAUCUAGUGUUCUUAGAUCUCAGUAAGGAACUUGACAAGCUGUACAAAAUACCUUUCAGUCGAGAUGGUAUGGAAAUUAUUCCCUUCAAUUCUGUUCACACUACAGAAGCCACAAUCUCUCAAAUCCUCACCUCUAUUGCCAGUGUCCAUUGCAUCUCAAGAGAUCCCACUCCUCUUAUUAAUGUUGGCAGAGCUAGUGAUGCUCUUAAAGAAAGAAUAACAACUUUUAAACAAGUUAAACCGGUAGCAGCCUUGAUAGGCACACACAAAGACAAGCUGAUCGACCCCGAGAGACAAAUCAGCGAGAAAAAUGAGGCACUUAAAAAAGUUAUCAAUAAAUUCCCCGAAAUUAUUAUUUCUCCAGAAUCAAAACAGCAGAAUAUUGAGCACAGCGAACCUAUAGACGGAGCCCGUACACAAUCAUGUUCAAAAUCUUGUUUCUUCUCAGUAGAUAACCUCAAUGGAACUGAAGUGUCUGACAUCGGACCCGUUCGUAAUUUCUUAAGUCGAAUAAUUUUAUCUCGCUUCAAAAAUGCUUCUCUUCCAAUUCAACCGAAAUGGCUCAUUUUUGGGUUGCUUCUUCGAAAACAAUUUCAAAUAGCUACAAUUGAAGAUUGCUUUGAAUUAGGAGAAAUGCUAGAAAUGCAGAAAGAAGAAGUAAAAGUGUGUCUCUGGUAUCUUCACAACUGUGUUGGUACGAUCCUCCAUUACACCAACGUACCUGGUGAUGACGGUUGGCUCAAGGGUCAUGUGAUCUGCACUCUUCAAGCUAUCUUUGAUAGUAUCAGCCAGUUUAUUCUCCUUUCUAUGCGAACGCUUCACUCAGGAGGUCCAGUUACCAACCACGAGCAAGCCGAGUUGGUUAAGAAGGGACAGUUCUCGAUCAAAUCCAUUGAGAUGUGUUGCAGAAACGUGGAAAUGUCUGAACUUAUUCCCGCAAAGCAUCUCAUUAAGUUAUUGGAGCACGUCAAACUUCUGUCCCCGAUAUCUCAUAAGGAUGAAUCAUCAGCGGAAGGUGUUCGCAUUACCUACUUAAUGCCAGCUGUUUUGGAAUGUGCUUCACAAGAGGAGCUGGCGAACCCACCUCCACCAGACACCAACAACCCAGAACCACUCCACAUCACAUUCAGCUUUGGUUACGUACCAACAGGAGUCUUCUGUGGGCUCAUUACUCGACUAGUUUCCCAAGGCCCCCAUAAAAUCCUCGGAUUUAAGUGGAAGUUGGUGGAAGAUGGUGUCAAGAGAAACUGUGUCUCUUUCUAUGUAGAUGGUAUUCACAAGGUGACUCUGCUCUCGCACGAAAAGAGCUACGAAAUUCGAGUUUCCCGUGAGGAUCCAGAAUCUUCUCUGCACGACCUUUGCGCUCAUGCACUCUCUGUCGUUCUGUAUUUCCUCAAAACCUUGUAUGAGAAUUUGGUUCCAUUAAUCGCAUUCCAGUGUCCCUGUUCUAAUCACAAAGCCGAACGAGACGUCACUAAUUUAUGUACUAUUUCCGAUGGUUCAAAAGUUCGAUUUCUUUGUAACGAUUCUAUGAAGCUCGUUAAAUUAAAACCGGAACAACGGAUCUGGCUUGGAAAGACCAAGAAGGUUGGUGAGGAAGCUGAACUAGAGGUGCUAAAGUUUGCUGAGGAUGGCUUUUCCUUCCACUGGACCAAAGAGGGCUCCAGACGUCAGAUAAAGACAACUGAUGAUCGGCCCAACACUCUGAGCUUCCCGAGUGUGAGAGAGGAGGACUUUGGUCACUACCAGUGUGAGGUGAAGGAUGCAGCUGCUGGGAAAGUGCUCCUCACUCUCUACACAGCUCUCUACAAAGAGGAGACAACCGAAUUCUCUACUGAAAGGAAUGAAGAGCCAAGAUGCAGUGGCACUAACUCUAUUGUAAAGACGCCAUCAUCAGAUGAGGGGUCUCUGUCAUCAGAAAGGCUCCAAUAUUCAGCAGAUCCAGUCCAGAGAGUUGGAACUCCAUCAGCUGGUGAAGACAAUCAAGUCUGUACUACAAUAAUAUUAGGACCACCUGCUAAUCAAAUCGCUCUCCAAGAACUAAUGAAGCGAUACAAACUGACUGACGAGCAACUCAACCGUGAAAUAGUGGACUCCGAUACUCCCGUAAUGGCCUUAAAUUUUGAUGAUGUGGAAAUGUAUUCAACUGCAAUGGGGCUAGCUAUUGCUAAACAAGCUGAUGUGAAAGAAUCAUGUGGAAAUCAAGCAGCCAUGAUGAAGUGCCUGCAAGUCUGGAAAGAACGUGAUCCUUUUCAAGCAACUUACAGAGCUCUACUGGAUAUCGCACUGAGAUUGGGGAAAGGAGAAACAGCUGAUAAAAUCUGUCGGCAAUUGACCCAACAUCGUACACUGGACUGAUCGAUGAAGUGAUUACACAUGCAGUGUGUCGGAUUGUACAAACACUCAUUAGAAUAGAUGUGUGUGCUAGCUAGCUGUAAAAUAGCUAUCCAUUUUUAAUUUAGUACUGCAUGGACAAUCGAUUCCCAUUAGAGACGUCAUGAUAUGUUUCAUUAUUUCAGAAACCCAUUGAGAGUUUCAUGUACAUAGUUUUAAGUUGAUUAUAACUGUUUAAUUUUAACGA
Messenger RNA from Halichondria panicea, 4358 nucleotides. RefSeq lists its product as uncharacterized. The transcript has 13 exons. The record is from RefSeq and is a predicted model, not a curated record. NCBI's taxonomy places the organism in Eukaryota, Metazoa, Porifera, Demospongiae, Suberitida, Halichondriidae. Gene Ontology annotation, cellular component: nucleus. Bases 92 to 4135 code for a protein of 1347 amino acids. Gene Ontology annotation, molecular function: transcription cis-regulatory region binding; protein binding. Gene Ontology annotation, biological process: positive regulation of transcription by RNA polymerase II.